Molecule: messenger RNA, 2039 nt
Organism: Neurospora crassa OR74A
Lineage: Eukaryota; Fungi; Ascomycota; Sordariomycetes; Sordariales; Sordariaceae
Exons: 2
Coding region: 354-1712 (452 amino acids)
Molecular function (GO): actin binding
Source: RefSeq, a predicted model, not a curated record
CAACCACUGAACCUCGACAUUUCAUCUCACAAAGGAACAAUCCAACACUCGCCUACUCUGGCACGUGCUUUGACUUAUACGCACCUGAUCUCGUCCCGUCUUCAACAACCACGCACCGCACUACACACGAUUGCCAGUGCUUCAGCGCCGGAACCGCCGUACCGAGCUCGAAAUAAGUACUUGUGGCACUGUCCCGUUUCAGACACAACAGACGUCCAAUCGACCGGUAAUUUCGGUUCGACCCGCAACUACACCCAAGGCAACAAGCUGAGCGUCAAAGUCUCUCACUUCCUGACACUUUUCAAUCGACUUCCACUUCAACCCUCGUAUCGCCAACACAAAAACAAUACGCCAUGCCACCUCCACCACCUCCCCCCCCUCCGCCGCCUCCGGGUAUGGGGGGACCUCCGCCGCCGCCGCCACCUCCCCCUGGAGCACUUCCAGGCCGACCACCUGCCGGUCUUCCUAAUAGGGGUGCUUUGCUCACAGAUAUCACCAAGGGCAAGGCGCUCAAGAAAGCAGUAACCAACGAUCGAUCAGCACCCAUCAUCGCCCCAACAUCGGGCAGCGGACCAGGUCCGUCUCCAUCAGGGGGGGCUCCUCCUGUUCCUGGCCUUCCCAAGGCUCCCGGAGGUCUUGCGCCUCCAGUACCCGGAAACCGCGCCCGUAGCGAUAGCGAUGUAGCCGACCGGAAUCAAGGUGGAUCAACAGGCAUGGAGGCUGCACCGCAGCUUGGAGGCCUUUUCGCCGGAGGCAUGCCAAAGCUACGGAAGACGGGUGGUGGUGUAGACACGGGCGCCAACCGGGAUGCAUCAUAUCUUUCCGACCCGGAAACAACAUCCAGAUCAGCACCGAAACCACCAACGGUCUCGGCCCCCCGCCCGCCUCCCGGCGCAGCCCCGACCAUUCCUGGACGGCCAUCAGCUCCUACGUUCCACCCAUCCAUGCCCAACCUCAAAAAGACUGCGAAUGGGGCAUCAUCGAAGCCGCCUCCGCCGCCAGUGGGCAAGAAACCGCCUCCUCCUCCAGGCUCCCGCAAGCCUUCCGCGGCUAUCCACUCUUCGGCACCUCCUUCGGCGCCACCUCCACCACCCUCAUUUGCUCCUCCUCCGCCUUCAUCUGCCGCCCCGUCUCUUCCUCCAGCACCUCCCCCGCCGCCUCCAACAGCCGCCCCGCGACCACCACCGGCUCCAUCACGUUCGCAGCCCCCUCCACCGCCGCCGCCGUCCUCGUCGACCAGCAAUCUUUCCCAGAAUAUUGCCGUCCAAGCCGCCAUCCGUGCUGCGAGCAGCGCCUCUUCACCAGCAGCACCCCCUCCUCCUCCACCCCCGCCCAGCGCUCCUCCUCGCUCAACAGCAUCAAGCCCUUCCCAUUCGGCUCCCGCACCUCCGCCUCCACCGCCGCCAUCCUCGGCCCCAGUUCCUCCUUCACUCUCCCAUUCACCCUCGACGAGAUCGGCACGAUCAGGCUCCGGCAUCAAGUCCAUGCUCGAUCCUAGCAACUUCAUCCUUACACCGAACGGUACAGGCGGAAACAAGUCUCCAAGUCCAGUGCAUUCCGGUGGCGGCAGUGCGAGAUACAUCGUCCAGGAUCCCAGGUGGAAGUUUGCGAGCGAGGAUACGUUUCCGAAACCCAGGGAGUUCGUUGGCGGGCCAAGAAAGUAUCGCGCUGGCAGGGGAAGCAGUGUGCCGUUGGAUUUGAGCGCCUUGUAGGACCGGCACUUGGAGACGAAAUGGGAUACUUAGAUGAGAUUGGGUAGGGUAUGGAUGACUGUUGAGGGACCAAGCGAGUAGUUGGUGACGAAUGCGUAGAACGGGAGUUGGGAAAAAGGAGGGACGUCAAAGGUGACAUUAUCGCAAGGCGGUCAAGUUUGUUUUUACUGCGCAGAUGCUACUUGACAGUUUUUUUGUGGUGGCAUCGUCUUGCGCAGACCAUAGCUUGCAUCCUUCUUAUACCUUCUUGCAUAUAGUAUAAUAUAUUAAACCUGCUAGCCUUGCUGGCGGCAGAUACACUUGAAUAACUGAAUCGCAACCUAUUUG